AUGAGUGCCGCGCUGGAGCUGCUGUGGUUGCUGUGGCUCGUGUCGGGACUAUCGCUGCUGCUGCUGUUGGGGGCCACGGCCUGGCUGUGUGUCCACUGCUCCCGCCCAGGGGUGAAGAGAAAUGAGAAAAUCUACGAGCAGAGGAACCAGCAAGAAAAUGAACAGGGCUUAGCUGUGGCUCAGCAGACGUACACCCUGGCCAGGCAGGUGAGGCCAGGACCCCAGGCGGACACAGCCUCAGACAAGUCACUUGAAAGGAAGAACAAGCUGCUCUUCUCCCACCUUGAGGGUCCUGAGUCCCCUAGGUACCAGAACUUCUACAAAGGAAGCAGAGAUGAGCUCGAUUCUGCCUAUGUAGACCCCAUCUCCACGGACUACUAUAACUGGGGACGUUUCCAGAAGCCCCCAGAAGAUGAUGACUCCAACUCCUACGAGAAUGUUCUCAUCUGCAAACCCAGCACCCCCGAGUCAGGUGUCGAGGAAUCUGAGGAUUACCAGAACUCAGUAUCCAUCCAUCAGUGGCGAGAGUCCAAGAGGAUUGUGGGUGCACAAAGGUCCCUGUCAGGAAGCCCAGAUGAGGAGCCAGAUUACGUGAAUGGGGACGUGGCUGCAGCCGAGAAAAUCUAGGAGAGAAUCGGAAGGAAGGGCCUGAGGAUCGUGAGUUUCCUGCCUGCUGAAUAAAGCCUGUCCUCCAGGGUUGCUCAAGUUUCACACCCUGGCUGUGGCUGCUCCUGAGAGGGGCACCAGAACUGCUUGACACACAGCCUGAAAGACACUGGGAAUCGCCAGAGCUGCAACCCUCAAGUGAUGCCCUGGACUUCUUGGGGGCAAAGCAUGUGCCCAGGGGAUAUUGACUGUGCUGAUUGGAAGUCCAGGACCUGAGGCAAGAUGUGUCCUCAAUCCCACACCUAAAAUGAGGCACAGCACAGGCAUCUGUGGGGUUUUUAAUUUGUUUUGGCUGCAGGAUCUAAGUUGCUCAGGCUGAUGAUCUCAAACUUGCAAUCCUCCAGCCUCAGCCCUUGUGUUGGGAUCAAGCACCUGACCUUGUAGGUUUUUUUUUUUUUUUUUCCCCUUUCCUUGUUUGGACCUCAAAUUACUUAUGAAUGUUGACUUUCUGGGACUGUUACCAUGACUUUUUCUGUAGUUAACUUAAGUUGCUGGAGCCGUAUUUAAGAUUGUCAGUGUCAGGGGACUCCCUGUCUCAGAACAUUACACGCACUAACCUUAGCAGAUGGAUGGGAUGUGGGGUAACUGAGAUCACCUUGGUUUCUUAGUGGGCUCCAGUUUGUUCUGGUCCUCCAUUCCUGUGGGGACCUUGUGGGUUGGUGAUAGGGAAAUAAAACUGUCCCCUCACCAAACAGCAAUAAACCCUGUGAGAAUAAGAGCAGACAUGCCUUUGCUUAAAUACUUCUUCCUGUGUGUGUUCAUAGGGCAGAAUGUGCAGCCCUUUGGCCUGGCUAGCCUGGAACUUGCUUUAUAAACCA
Messenger RNA from Arvicanthis niloticus (Nile rat), 1484 nucleotides. The record is from RefSeq and is a predicted model, not a curated record. Lineage: Eukaryota; Metazoa; Chordata; Mammalia; Rodentia; Muridae.